This is a messenger RNA of Beta vulgaris subsp. vulgaris (sugar beet), 2748 nucleotides long. RefSeq names its product 65-kDa microtubule-associated protein 3. Bases 296 to 2455 code for a protein of 719 amino acids. The record is from RefSeq and is a predicted model, not a curated record. Gene Ontology annotation, molecular function: microtubule binding. NCBI's taxonomy places the organism in Eukaryota, Viridiplantae, Streptophyta, Magnoliopsida, Caryophyllales, Amaranthaceae. Gene Ontology annotation, cellular component: cytoplasm; spindle. The transcript has 13 exons. Gene Ontology annotation, biological process: microtubule cytoskeleton organization.
UUUUUCUUACCGAAAGUUACUAUUUUUAGCUUGUUUUUCUUCCGAACUUAAUGUUGACUAAAUGUUGAUUUAAUCGAGCUAAUUAGAGCCUAUAAAACCCUAAUUAUCCUUAAAUCUAGCUUUUCUUUCCCGUAAUUUAGGGUUUUUCGGAAUUUCUAUAUCAAAUUUCAAUUUUGCUCAUCUUCUGGAAAAUGUGAUAUCGGAUUUGAAAUUCAUUUACGCCAUUCGCUUCAAGGAGAUUAGAUUCGAAUUAUUAAUGGUUCAAAAUUGUGGUCGUUAAAGAUAUCUCAUUAAUAUGGGUGGCCUCCAAAAUGAUCCUCUUUCACAAUUAAAAACCACUUGUGGGUCUCUCUUAUACGAACUUGAGAUAAUAUGGGAUGAGGUGGGUGAGUCUGAAGCAGCAAGGGAUAAGAUGUUAUAUGAGCUUGAACAAGAAUGUUUGGAAGUAUACAGGAGAAGAGUUGAUGUGGCGAAUCGCUCCAGAGCUCUGCUACGACAAGCUAUUGCUGAUUCGGAGGCAGAGUUUGCAGUCAUCUGUUCUGCAAUGGGAGAGCUUCCGGUACAUAUUAGACAGACGGAGCAAAAGGCUAGAAGCUUAAAGGAAGAAUUCAAUACCAUUCUUUCUCAACUAGAAGAGAUGCGAAAAAGAAAAGUAGACAGGAAGAAUCAAUUUCUUGAGGUCAUUGGACAGAUUCAGAAUGUAUUCUCCGAAAUUUAUGGAUCAGAUGGAUAUGAUAGCUCAAAGGCAGUUGUAAAUGAGAAUGACUUGACUCUAAGAAAGCUUGAAGAAUUGCAAAAAGAGCUACAGUCCCUACAAAAGGAGAAGAGUGGUCGCCUGAAGCAAGUCCUAGAGGACCUUACUGUUUUGAGCUCAUUGUGCUCUGUCCUGGGACUGGAUUUCAAGGAAACUGUAAGAGAACUUAAUCCCAGCUUAGCUGACUCGGAAGAAAACCAUAGUAUAAGUACACUUACACUACAACAACUAGAGUCUGCCAUUAAAAGACUGCGAGAGCUUAAGCUUCAGAGGCGGCAGAGGCUCCAAGAUCUUGCCACCAUGUUGUUGGAGCUCUGGAAUCUAAUGGAUACACCGGUUGAAGAGCAACAAGCAUUUCAACAUGUCACAUGUAAUAUUGCUGCUUCAGAUGAUGAAAUGACUGAUCCAAACAUGCUUUCAGAUGAUUUUAUUGAAUAUGUUGAGGCAGAAGUUUCCAGGUUAGAAGAACUGAAAUCAAGCAAGAUGAAAGAGCUUGUCUUGAAGAAGAGAGCAGAGCUGGAUGAAAUUUGUCGAAAGACCCAUUUGGUUCCUGAGUUAGAUGGUGAAACAGAAUAUCUCAUUCAGGCAAUAGAAUCAGGAGCUUUGGACCCUGCUUCUGUCCUCGAACAAAUUGAACUAGAAGUUGGCAAGGUCAAAGAACAAGCGUUUAGCCGCAAAGAUAUUUUGGAAAAAGUUGAGAAGUGGUUAUCUGCCCGGGAAGAGGAGGAAUGGCUCGAAGAAUACAAUAUGGAUGAAAACCGAUACAACGCCGGAAAAGGUUCUCAUCUCAUCCUCAAACGCGCAGAGAAAGCUCGAACAUUGGUUAAUAAGCUUCCAGGGAUGGUGGAAGCUCUGGCUGCAAAAACUCAAACCUGGGAGGAAGAAAGAGGUCUCAAGUUCAUGUAUGAUGGUAUUCAUCUUCUUUCAAUGCUUGAGGAGCACAUAAUAUUACGACAGGAGAAGGAACAACAAAAGAAACGACAUCGGGAACAAAAAAAACUUCAAGGACAACUAAUUAAGGAACAAGAAGUACUUUUUGGCUCUAAACCCAGCCCAAUGAAGUCUGCCAAGAAAAGUUCUAGAAUGUCUACAGGAGGAGGAAACAGUAGAAGGGUUUCUGUUGGAGGAAAUACGGUUCAAACAGCUCGACCUGACUCAUCUCAGUCUGCCAGAGGGACACCGAGUUCACGCCCUUCCAAAAAGGACGAUAACACAGGAGCACCACAAUCAACUGUGAGAAGGGUGUUGGACAAGAACUUCACAUUCAACGGCCGUGAAACAGAAUCUGCUGUGGUACGAAGACCUUUUUCGCCUAUUUCCUCCACAGCAUCAACACGAGCACAUGAGGACUUCUGUGAUGAUGAGAACAUAGCAGAGAACAACACUAUGCACCAGCAAAUAGUCUCCAAAAAUGACACAUCCCAGCAAAUAUAUAAUACACCCUCAAAGAUUAUUCCUUCUGCAGGUGAAGAAAACUGCACUCCAAAAGUAAUGCAUAUUUCUGCACCUACAACAACACCUUCAACAGUUUCAGCUCCAAUGCACACAUCAAUGACACCUGCACCUCUUCGACAACCUGAUUUUCAUGAGGCUGAUAAUUUUGUGGAAGUUAUUGAUGAAGAGGUAGAAUACUCAUUUGAGGAAAGAAGAGCUGGGUUUGUGCUGCCUAAUACACAUCUAAAAAGAGCUAUACCAGUAUGAGACUUUAGAACAGCUUUUGAUAGAAUUCUUUUAUUAUCUUACCUCAGUUCGAAAUUUGUUGUCAUAUUACUAGUUCAAAUUACACCGUAAGUGACUAUUAAUUCUGUACGGAGGGAGUAUAUAGUUAAUUACUCAAAUUGAUGGAUAAGUCAAAUGAUAUCUUUUGACUUCUUCAUCUUACCUGCACUUGUAAAUUGUUAUUGUGCAUGUAUUCUUUGUUGCUUGAAUUUGUCAUUUGUAAGAUACUUAAAUGAAAAUUCAAGAAUUAUUUUUCUUUUUUGACCAAUUGAUCA